Messenger RNA from Varanus komodoensis (Komodo dragon), 1584 nucleotides. RefSeq names its product guanylate cyclase soluble subunit beta-2-like. Gene Ontology annotation, biological process: response to oxygen levels; cGMP biosynthetic process. The record is from RefSeq and is a predicted model, not a curated record. Gene Ontology annotation, cellular component: guanylate cyclase complex, soluble. Gene Ontology annotation, molecular function: guanylate cyclase activity. NCBI's taxonomy places the organism in Eukaryota, Metazoa, Chordata, Lepidosauria, Squamata, Varanidae.
AUGAAAGCCUCGGGAUAUUUGUGGCAUCAGGACGGAAUCAUUGAAGCUGUGGCCAGAGAGUUCUUUGACAGUGAAGUAACUCUCAAAAUUCUUAAUCAAAAUGAAGAAGAGGAGCUCACUGGGAAGACAGAGCAUGUGAUUUUUUCAAUUUCACAGAAUGAAAAGGCGAAGAGUAGGCACAAAGAAAAAGCAAAUUCUGGCUGUGUAGAAAACUCUCAGGAGGAUAAAGAGAGGCUUGACAUGGCUUUUCAGAAAAGGAGGGAAGAACCUGCAGAAAAGGAAUCCCGCUGGUACAUUGUGAGAAAUAUUCUGAAAUUUGAGGAAGGAAAGUUUUUACAUAAGUUUGAACCAUUUGUCCCUGAAAGGAUUUGGGUUGAGGAGAAAACAUUCUGCUGUGCAUUUCCUUUCCAUAUAAUAUUUGAUGAAACACUUAAGAUAAAGCAGGCAGGCAUUAACCUUCAGAAAUUUGUACCAGGAUUGAAGAUACUUGGAACCAGAUUAGACAAAUAUUUUUCCAUUGUUCAUCCACAAGUUACAUUCACUAUUUUCAGCAUAUGCAAGUUUAUCAACAGCCAGUUUGUUCUCAGGACACAAAGGAAUAAGCUGCCUCAGUCACGGAAGAAACAACCUGCACUGAAGCUCAGAGGACAAAUGAUCUGGAUGGAGUCUCUCCAGUGCAUGAUGUACUUGUGCUCCCCAAAGUUACACAGUUUAGAGGAGCUGGAGGAACAGCAGAUGCACCUUUCUGAUCUUGCUCAGCAUGACACCACAAGGGACCUCAUCCUCUUCAACCAGCAACGUCUGGCAGAAAUAGAGCUAUCCAACCAGUUAGAGAGAAAGAAGGAAGAACUCAGGAUUCUGUCCAAAAAUCUGGAGGCAGAAAAGAAGAAAUCAGAAACCUUGCUGUAUACCAUGUUGCCAAAAUAUGUGGCCAAUCAGCUAAAAGAGGGCAAGAAGGUGGAAGCAGGGGAUUUUAGUUCCUGCACAAUACUUUUCAGUGAUGUGGUGACUUUUACAAACAUCUGCUCUGUCUGUGAACCUAGUCAGAUCGUAAACAUGCUUAAUUCAAUGUACUCCAAGUUUGAUAGACUAACUAGCGUCCAUGGUGCUUACAAAGUGGAAACAAUAGGUGACGCAUACAUGGUGGUAGGAGGGAUCCCAGUGCCUGUCACCAGUCAUGCUGAAAGGGUGGCUAAUUUUGCCCUGGGCAUGAGGAUUGCUGCAAAGGACGUUAUGAACCCCAUUACUGAUAAGCCUAUGCAGAUUAGAAUUGGGGUACAUACUGGACCAGUACUGGCUGGAGUGGUCAGGGAGAAAAUGCCCAGAUAUUGUUUAUUUGGUGACACUGUCAAUACAGCCUCUAGGAUGGAAAGCCAUGGGCUUCCAGACAAAAUUCAUGUCAGCCCAACAGCAUUCAAAGCUUUACCUCAACAUGUGUUUGAGAUGGUGGAAAGGGGAGAAAUAGAGGUCAAAGGUAAAGGGAAAAUGAAUGUAUUUGUGAGGCAAAACCUCUGGGUCACGGAGAAUGAAAUAAUGGGUCAAGCCGAAGUGACUUCUGAUAAGACAGAUGGCAAAGGCCUGUAG